Molecule: messenger RNA, 4614 nt
Organism: Phyllotreta striolata
Lineage: Eukaryota; Metazoa; Arthropoda; Insecta; Coleoptera; Chrysomelidae
Source: the annotation of a GenBank genome assembly
AUGAUUGAGGAACCUAUCGAGUCGUUUGAAAAAGAAGACGGACCUGAUACAGUCGAUGGUCAAACCAAAAGGAGUUAUUAUUCAAUAAGAUCGGACACCAGCAAGAGAAAGCGCGAGAAGCGCACCCUCCUUGCUGGCGAAACCGACAUGGACUUGGAAUUCAUGGAAUUGGAGAUCAGAAAAUACUGCCCGAAAAAGAUCUUUGACAUCAUAGUGAUCAACGAAGUGGACGGGCCGUCGCAGGAACAGAUGCUCAAGACCAUCGACUCAGCUAGGAGGUACGAGGACUGCAACUUCAGCGUCACCUUCAUAAAAUACACCGAGGUCAUGGGCAUUUUAGAACAUUUAGAUACCACCAUUUUCCCGGAGAGCAUACGGAAGAUGGUGGAGCAGAUUUUGGAUGAUUUGAGAGCGUAUCUUGUUGCUAAAAAAGCAGAUAAAAUUCCGUUUCUUAAAAUGGCUAUAAUGAUGAAAAUCAAAUUGAUGGAAGUUAUGAUUCACCAUUACCAGAGGGAAUUAGAUAAAAUGAAGACGAGAAAGGUGUUGAUUGAGGAAUUAGAUCAUUUAACGAGAACCGAUAAGAAAGUUACAGAAAAAGGCGACAAACAAAGGAAAACCUCCGAUACUGGCGAAUUGGAACAUCUGGAUACCGAAAGCGACGUUAUCUUCGACGACGACAUCUACAAUCACGUCUGGUUCUACGCCUUCGAAGGCAUCUACAAUAUCAAAGUGUUGAUACUUCUCUUAUCCUGCAGGGUGCCUAUCACGGCUCUGAUAAAAAUCAAUACGUCUGAAUAUUUCUACACGCUACCCGAUUCCGUGUAUGCGAAAUUCUGGUCGGAAAUGGACGAUUUGCUAUUCACUCACAACAGAUCGGAGCAUUUCGAAAACACGAUGUUGAUGCAAUUUACUAUGAAAGGUGAUGAUUACAAAGACAUACUAGAGGAAUUCCUCUACACGAUCAAAUUCAUAUCCGAAAUCAAAUUUCAACAUUUGAAUUACAUUCGACACAUUCGGAUAUAUGAAAUGGACCAAUUAAACAUCUAUCACUUGCCGUUACACUGCAUGCAGGUUUACAACAAAUUGGUAUCCAAAAUACCCAUUGAGUUGGUGACAGAAGCGGUCAUAUUGAGCAGCAUCUUGGAGGAGACCUGCUUCCAAUUGGACGGCAAUAACAUCGAGGAAAAAUUCUCGAUUCCUAAUACCGAGGCCGUUAGACCCCCGAAUUGCCCCGAUCCCCUCGUGGCCGAAAUGCAGAAAGCCGCCAUGUCGCAAACGAAACCCGACAAACCCGUGCAGAGUUUUACCUGCUACCACAAGGAUCGACUAGGCAGGAUUCUCAAAAUGUACAAACCUGUUGGAAAAUUAGUCUACGAUCUCUCUUUUAACGUGCUAAAAUGCAUACAUCCCUUCAAUUUACUCAAUCGGAUGAUCACCGAGAAAGAGGAUAAUCAGCCGCACAAGCACGACAUCGAUCCCAGCAAAAAAAUCGAUCGUAAUAGAAACACAGAGAUAAUUGACGAUUUCCUCAAUUUGAUGGUACUGAGCAUGUUUGAACACCAAGACGAGACCACCGAAAACUUCCAACAACCUGACGUCGAUAGACGGGACAGUUACAUGGAGAACCUGAUUAUGUACGAUCAUGUAGCGUUUUGCAAUAAAUUAAGGCCAAAGUUGCACACUAAGCAGGACGAUUUUGACCGCUUCGAUAUGUCCUACAACGUAACGCCGGUGGAUUUCUACUGGAAGCAGCACUAUCCUUCGCACGUGCUGAUGCAGGAGAUAGGCAAAGCACAGAACAAUUUCUCUUACGUGGACACAACCUAUUGCCCGGAAACGGAUCGCGUGCUGGUCCAGUUUUCCGAUUGGUUGGAUGAGUUUGGACUGAAUACCAAAAUUUAUUACGACACCCUCUCGACGCCUGUUUGCCUUAGGGACUUUUGCAGGUACACCGUGAUGGAAAUCGGCGAUUGGCUGCAGGAAAAUCCACCAGCGAAGUACGUGCGUAAAAGCGAGGAGGCGGAAAUAUGCAAGGGGGCUAAAAAAUUAAAAACCCUAGACAUAGCCGAUGAAUACAAGUAUCUAUUAGAGACAGAGAGCGGCCAUUUCGCUACCACUUUAGCCCCUCACCAAACGGACGACCUCUCCAACGAGGUGUCCUUCGACGAGAUGAUGCACGAACUCGAAACCUACCCGACCAACACCAAGCUGAAGGAGGAAUACACCAAAGAGCGGUACUCUAAAGACUUUUUAGCCUACGACUUCGGCACGAAGUACUUCGCACUCAGCGGUGCCCGCACGAUAUUCGUCAGCCACGACGGUGUCAAAAUCAGCAUAGACAAUUGCAAGUUCGUCGACGAUUGCGACAAGUGCAUGGUGACGUUGAUGUACGGCAACAACAACUUCACGCUGCAUUCCUCGGAGAACUUUCGCACCUCCUACGCCUGCCACUGGAUCCUUGAAGACGGCUCCAUCAUCGUUUUCGAGAUUCAGAAGAAACGAAAAGCCGUAAAGAUCGAUGUCGAGGUAGGCGACGAUACCGACCGAAUCAGCGCUCAAGUCGAAUCUGAGAAAACUAAAGUUAACAUUGCAAACUAUAAAGUGAAACGAAAGACGGUAGUCGAACCCGUGCAAAAGGAAGACGACAAAUGCCCGAUGAAUAUAUAUCAGGGUAUCUGUGAAGCCAUCGAAACGAACAGCCCCAUUUAUAAAAUCAAGGAAGCUUACCAGGAGGUGGUAAGCGAGAAACCUGUAGACACAGUGCCUCUGGCGGCAGUUUUAGAGCGAAUACUGGCGCACGUGCAAAAAACCUCUGUGAAGAACGUCGACAAUGAUCAGACUAAGAGCAAGCGUUUCGUUCCUAUCCGAUCAAUAGGAGCCUCGAUGCCAGCGUUCGAGAGCGCCGUGUUCAGAGUAACCCUACCAAGCGGCGUCCACGUAUCCUGCCACCCGUCGUUUUUGAAAGAAACACUUGUCGAGAUCAAACAAGAGCCCCUCAACACUAACAUACCAGACAUCAAACACGAAGAGUUUCGGUUGUUCACCAGAGAGGGCUACAUACUGAUCAAGAAAGUGGACGGCACGAUCAGAAUUCUAAUGUCCAACGGCAACAUCAUCGAUUUCGAAAAGCUCAAGUCCGACAAGGAAACGAUCAGAUCGUCGACCAUCAAACCCCAGCACUGCAAAACGACCAGCGAUUACAGGAAACGUCUGAACAAGUUCAUGAAGAACGCCGGCAAAACGGACGGCGAAUACUACAUCAGCAGGCGCAGCAACUUGGAGACGAAACGAGGAUACGUGGUAAACGAGGACUUAUUCAGAAUGCUGGACAACACGAAGAUACCCUAUCUGAAAACGAGCCUUUUGAAUUUCGAAGGCACCAAAACCAUCUUGGAGGGCAAUAAAAUCAGCCAAAAGAAACUUUACUACACUGUAGCCGAAAACGAUUUCUGCGAGGAGGAAAUCUUCUACGAGCGCAGAGACGGCUUCAAAUGCAUUUUGUACAGAACGGCGGACAAAAUCGUCGAGUUCGCCGACGGCACGAGGAUCACCACCAACGUGGUGAUCGCCAACGAGCUGGUCGACGGCUACGUCUACGUCACGCUGCACUACAAAUACGAGCACCCCCACUACGCCACCGUUAUCUACGGCGAGGACGACAUCCUGCAGGUGCUACUCAAUAACGCCCUUAUCGAAAAGACCAAGGACGAUAAAUGUUUGCUGCGCCUGGACGCCGAAACUACCACCACCGUCAACGCCGACCACGUCGUCUUCGAGAAGCGGUGCAAGGAAUGCGACGUGCCGUUCAAGUGCACCUUCGACAUUAGCGUGUUUCACUGCAACCUGCUGGAGUUUUCCAAGCAGUUCGUGCACGUCGAGGACAGCUACCUGAAGCACCUGUUUGUAGACUACGCGGGCAUUUGCCGGGUCAAUAAAAAUUUCAUCGUGGGCAACCUGAACUCGGCGAAUUGCAAUCACAGAGAUAAGAACGUGUACAAAAAGUUGUACGCUAUUAAGAAGACGAGAUCCGGCGAGGAGUAUUUCAGAGAUAAGCUGGUCAAAUCGCAAAUAGAGAAGUGCCUCCUUCAAGAGGAAAACGCUACUGUAAUCAAGACGGGAAAGACCUUUCCUAAAGUUAGGAUCGAACACAAAUAUUAUCAAAAUUUCGUCGAUUCCUUACUUACCAAAACGACCAUAAACAGCCCCAUAGCAUUGACCAAGUACAAAGAGAGUAUCUCGAAAACCUUGUAUUACAGUACCAUUAAAGUUUUAAAGGAAGUACUCAACCCGAAAUACGUGCAAAUACUGCUAUCGUACUUAGUCAGCCGAUUUUCUCAAAUCGAUCUUGAUGAUGAAACUCUCGAUCUGAUUAAUUGGCUGGCUAACAGGAAAAAAGAGGAAGCGAACUUGAUAGCCAAAAAGGAGCAACAGGAGCGGGAAAAUCAACGGAGAGAGGAAGCGAAGUAUUGCAAAUGCAUCAAGGACAAAAGGACGUUCGCCAGGAAGAUUUCCCAAUGGUCGCAGGAGUACAAGAGAUUAUCCAAACUGGUAAAGCAGAAAAAUAUACCAUUGUACUUCAACUCAGACUUCUGUCAGCGUAUUAAUAAAAGAUAG